Aspergillus campestris IBT 28561 is the source of this 1467-nucleotide messenger RNA. RefSeq lists its product as uncharacterized. The transcript is spliced from 6 exons. The record is from RefSeq and is a predicted model, not a curated record. Lineage: Eukaryota; Fungi; Ascomycota; Eurotiomycetes; Eurotiales; Aspergillaceae. Bases 1 to 1467 code for a protein of 488 amino acids.
AUGAAUCGCCAAGGGCCUAUCCUUCCACUCCUUCGGGGAACCACCACAUUUGAAUCUGCCGUGGAGCAGGAAGAGGACAUGCUUCUUGGCCUAGACUAUCCCGAGCAGCGGAUAGACUUCUUCGUGGGGGGGGGGGUGAAUGAGUGGGUACAUGGCAGCUUCAAUUCCCUGGCAAAGCGGGCCCUCAUUAGGUUCCCCUUACCAUACAAGGUAGGGGAAACCACGUACCCCGGCAACGCGGAUGACAAAAUCCGCUGUGAAGCUGCAACUUUCAUUUGGUUGCAGGAUAAUUGUCCGGACAUCUCGAUACCUCAGUUGUGGGGAUUUGGACUUGUUGGUGGGCACAGUUUUACAAGGCCUGAGAAUACUCCAUUGAUAGUUAGGAUCCCCUGGUACAUCAAGCGCUCUGUCUCAUGGCUCUUUGGGUGGACCCUUCCCAGUCCCUAUGUCUGUCAUCGCCAUUCAACUAUCCUGGAAAACGGAUAUUUGGUCAUGGACUACGUUGGCAGUCCAGAGGCACAAAUGCUAUCUGAGACAUGGGAUGAAAACCGUAACGACCAAGACAAAAGAGCCAAUCUUUUCAGGGGUCUAUCUCAAAUUAUGCUCUCUUUGAGUCGGACACCACUACCGUGUAUCGGAUCUUGGACGCUAGACUUUGAUGGAGUACUGCGGCUUUCUAACCGUCCUCUCACUCUCCGGCUCCAUCAGUUAGAAAAUGGGGGAGUACCAACCAACAUCAGUCGAGGGAUGACUUAUACAACCGCGGAUUCAUACUAUCUUGAUCUGCUAUCGUGCCAUGAUAAUCGAUUACGAUAUCAACCCAACUCCUUAAAUGAUGAGGAAGAUGGCCGAGCCCAGAUGGCAAGUUUGGCUAUUAUGCGAGCACUACUGCCACAGUUCACUGACAGACAACUUCGCCAAGGACCUUACUUGUAUCAAUUUACAGAUAUGCAUCCAAGUAACAUUUUUGUUGAUAGCCAGUGGCAUGUCAAAUGCGUGGUUGAUCUCGAGUGGGCGUGCUCUCUACCAGCAGAAACUUUGCAUCUUCCAUAUUGGUUGACUGGUCGCCCCAUAGACGAUCUAACUGGCGAGAGCCUCAACACCUUUAGUCAGACAUAUGAUGAGUUCUUGGGCGUUUUCAAAGAGGAGGAGAAAUCAUUCCCCCUCAAUGACAACAGUUGUUGGCGGACUGGAAGCUUCUGGUAUUUUCUGGCUUUGAACAGUCCAAAAGGCCUCUUCAAUCUUGUUCAUCAACAUAUCCAUCCGAUCUUUGAUUCGACCCAUCCGAUUAGCUCAGAACUCCCGCGGGUUGUUUCAAACUAUUGGGCUGCGGACAUGAAGAAAGUGAUCGAUGCUAAGAUCCGAGAUAAGGAGGAGUAUGAGAAGACGCUGCGUCAGCGGUUCGCGUACUCGACGCUCUCCCGGGUACCUCGGACAUUUGGAUCUCGUGCUGACUUCCCGUUGUAA